Hippocampus zosterae (dwarf seahorse) is the source of this 5276-nucleotide messenger RNA. It is a transcript of the gene znf821, whose product is annotated as zinc finger protein 821. Gene Ontology annotation, biological process: regulation of transcription by RNA polymerase II. Bases 2083 to 3540 code for a protein of 485 amino acids. The transcript is spliced from 6 exons. NCBI's taxonomy places the organism in Eukaryota, Metazoa, Chordata, Actinopteri, Syngnathiformes, Syngnathidae. Gene Ontology annotation, molecular function: RNA polymerase II cis-regulatory region sequence-specific DNA binding; DNA-binding transcription activator activity, RNA polymerase II-specific. Gene Ontology annotation, cellular component: nucleus. The record is from RefSeq and is a predicted model, not a curated record.
UAUCCGUAUUGUUUGUCCACAUUGGUUAGAAUGUGCGCAAUGUUGUCUAGCGCCUGUUCUGUUGCAUCGUUUUUAUAAAGAGCUAGCCUGUUGUUAGCCAGCUCGCUAACGUCAAUUUAUUGCUGUUACAAGCGAAUCGAAUAAAAAGUAAGGGUGACAAGCAUUUUGCUGUGCGGUGGUUGUGCUUUCGCUUUUGAUUCGAACGUGAUGGGCACAUUUCAGUGGUAUCAUUUUUGUUGAUGUGGAUUUACUUUCUGUUUAAGCUCCCCCUCCUCUCCUCCUCCUCUCCAGCGGAAGAAUAUCCCUUUUCUUGUCAAUGUGGUGAUACGGUCCUUUUACUCGUGGCAUUCAGUGAUGACGACUUGUUCGCGCAAUGUUGUGGCACUGUGUGUGUGUCGCGGCAUAGAGCGCCAUCUAGCGGCACAUGUUGUAUAUGUAAGAGAAACAUCGAUGAUAAUGAAUGUCUAAAAUCCAACAACUCUGGUUCUCUCAAUUAUGUAUUUGUAUAUGUCAAGGCGUUUGAGUAUUUAUUUGAUGUACCUGAUAUCCGACUUCGAUGUACGAGCACACUAUUUGUCCUUACUUGUCAGCAAGGGCAUAUUAGUCAUUUGGGGGCCCAUGUUUAACCCAAUUCAGGGGACCGUCCCCCUUCAUGUACCACAAAUAUUUUAAAGUUUAAUGUUUACCAUUGACUAAAGUAAGAAUUUGAGAAUGUUAAAGUACUGUACUUCGAAUCCAUCUUGAACAUUUUUUAUCCAACAAAUGAAUAAUGUCAAUGAUUUUACUGAAUUUGAACAUAUCUGAACAAUAUUUAAUAUUGUUUAUCCAUUAAUGCUCACAUCUUCGUGGUCAAAAACCAUCACUUUUGUCUCUCUCCAUUUCAUCUCUACUUCAUCCCCCACAGCAAAGCUAAGUGACAAUAAAAUGAAUGACAUAAAAACUACUGCAGUUGGGUGGAGUGUCUUUAAAAGAAACCCCAAAUUUUAUCAUUUCAUAAUUAUAAUAUUGUGGUACUUAAUUAUGAAAUCUUUGCCUAAUUAUGCUUCAUGAUACCACCGCAAAAUUAAUAUCCACCCUAAUGCGGUGAUACCACUGUGUUAUUAAAACCUAUCUGGACCGUAGUGUGAGUUCCUCAGAAUGUUGUACAAAUGAUCAUUUAAAAAUGUACACACUUUGAGAAUGAUAGAAAUAAACUGUUGCAUAUUGAUAUUUUAGUGUUUCCCAAUUACUGUGAGAAAACGGGAUCAAAGAUUUCGCAAAUGCAUCUAAUUAAUUUUUGCUUAUUAUUAUUUAACGUAAUUUGAACAUUUUUGUUAUUUCAGAAGAGUGUAUCAAAUUUCGACCCCAUUUGCAUUAAUCAGUGCCUCAGAAGUAGAUCUGUUUGCAAAAGGUUGGUACACCCUGCGCUAAUGUAAAAUAGUAGAUGUGGUCAUUGUUUCCCAAUUGAAUUUAGCUUUCCUUUGUCAUCAAAUGUCAGAUUACUUUUUAGACAAACCACAGCAGUUGUAGUAGUCAUACUUCUCUUGAAUUUGUAUCUCUCUCUUGAUGAGAUUAAAUGCAUUGUCUACUACACAUUUAGGAACAUGAGUUUUAUUUCAUCCGGAAUGCCCCGGCAUAUUUAACGCAUAUUUAGUGGACGCGUUUGUGUUCUGCCUGCCCGACUAGCUUAAGUGCUAACACUUCCGUGUUGGCUCUACGUAUCCCGCAAUGCACUGCAGCGCCCUUUACGCGAUAGAUCAGCUGAGCUCGAGCGUCGCCGCAGUAAGCACGCGCCCGUUAGCGGCGUGUGCGCGCCCGUAGUCGGAGCUGCUGCGUGGCGGCUCAGACAAUCCCAGUUCAUAAAAACGGAGCCCGCCAUUGAUAAUAUACCGUUUUAUUUUUAUCACCACCGCAAGGAUGUGACGCUCUAUAUGAAUUAUUUUUUAUUUAUUUUUUUUUAAAUUUUAUUUUAUUGCCUCUCUGAAUCGACGGUCUGGAAACAUAAAUCAUUUCCCCCCUGAAGCGCGCGGACGGGAAACAUCCUGGGGGUGUGGAAGGGGAUUCUACCUCUUUUUUUUUCAUUCCCUGCGUGUGGACUAUAAUAUGUCCAGGCGAAAACAGACCAACCCCUUCAAAGUUGAUUGGCCAUUCCACACUUCCGGCAUCACGGGAUUUCAGCAUACGAUUAACAUGGACGGCAGGGACGAGUUCACCGAAGACAGUGAGUGCUGCAGCAACAACUCGCAGGAAGUCGUCGGACACGAGAGCGCCACAGAAGACAGCGAAAGCGACCCGGACUCCUCGUCCAACGCCUCGGCCGAUGACCACAUGACUGCCAAGAGGGCGCCGUGCCGCCUGCAAGGAGCAGGAGUCAAAGAGGAGCACGAAGAAGGCUCAGACCACAGCACAAACUUUGUAUGUCCACUGUGCACGCUGGACUUCAGCAGCCCAGAGAAGCUCAUCUCCCAUGUCUACCAGCACACAAGCAUGAUGAGCAGCACCAAGAGCUACGUGUGUCCAGUCUGUGGGCGAGCGCUGAGUUCACCCGGCUCGCUCGGACGCCAUCUUCUCAUCCACUCAGAGGACCGUCUCUCAAACUGUGCCGUGUGCGGCGCACACUUCACCGACACCGACAACUUCAACAGGGAGAAGCUCAAGGAUGUCCUGGACAUGACCAGGGUGGAGGUCCCCGGCGGAAGUGACACUUGUCCCCUGACCCACUCGCUUUCCAGCACUCCCAUGGCCAGUCCAGGACCGGGGCCUCAUUCCUGUCAUGGGCCCAGCCUCAGUCCCAGUUCCUGCCAGGGCCCUCAGUCAUGUCAAGUCCACGACCCCAGCAGCAGCCUAUGUCAAGCCAAUCAAGCAUGCCACAUGUCCGGACCGUGUCAAGGACCCGCGAGCCAAGGAGCCUCGUUUCCCUCGCUACCCGACAGUUUGUUAUCCGAAGGGCCGUCGCUGGCGUCCAUCCCUGAUGCCCUCACUUCCUCCUCCUCAGGUCUUCCUCCUAUCCCAGACAUCCUGAGUCCGAUGCCCGUGUAUCCGGCCGGGGUGCUCCUGGUGUGCAACAGUUGCGUGGCCUACCAGCAGCUGGUGGAGUCCCAGUCCCCCGUGCGAAAAUGGGCCUUGCGCCGCAAAAACGAGCCCCUGGAGUCUCGCCUGCACCGGCUGGAGCGUGAGCGCACGGCCAAGAAGAACAAGCGCGCUUGCGAAACAGACGAGGAGCGCGAGCUGCGGCGCCUGCGAGAUCGCGAGGCCAAGCGCAUGCAGAGGAUGCAGGAGUCGGAGGAGCAGCGGGCGCGCCGCCUGCAGCGGGACCGCGACGCCAUGCGCCUCAAGAGGGCCAACGAGACGCCUGAGAAACGGCAGGCUAGGCUCGUCCGCGAGCGCGAGGCUAAGAGGAUCAAGCGCCGGCUGGAAAAGAUCGACCCCGCCCUCAGGACGCAGAUCGAGCACGAUCCGGCCGCCAUGGCCGCACUCACGGCCGACAUGAAUCUUUUUCAGUUCCCCUGCCCCGUGCCCGUCCCUUCCAUGGGCAAUGGACUCUUCAUGAAGCUGCCCUAAGAGGACUGCAGAUGUGACAAACACUUUAAAUCAGGGGUGUCCAAACUUCCAAGUGCCAUAUACAGAAAAAUAAAAAACUUAAAUACCGUUCCCCAUGAAGUCCUUUUAAAGGUGAAACUUUGAUGCCUUCUAAAGGUGACACAACAGAAGGCUGCUGUGAGCAAUCCUUUCAAAUUUGAAUGAUUCAAAAAAACUCACUAGGUCUUCAAAAUUGUGAAAAACUAAGCGGUUGUCCACAUCUUCUAUACAUGUUUUGUUGCAAAAACAUAUCCACACACAUAUCCCAUAAACAACUAGCAAGAACAGCUACAUUUUACACUUGUAAAAGUACCUGAAAUACAAACUAAAAUAUCCUUCAUUUUUAUAUAUGUAUACAUAUAUAGGCCGAAAUGACCUUGGGCCACAGUUUGGACACCUCUGCUCUAAUUUAUUCCAAGUGUUGUGAAUGUUCCAGAUAUGGACAACCACCUUCAAGCAUGUUGUAAAGAGAUUGAACCUGUUUAUUCUACUUCCUUAAGAGGAGACAGAACGUUUUGCACGCGGACCCCUCAGUGGUGGGAGUGGGAGGGGUUGGGGGACCUCUUUGCCCUGCCCUCACUGUUCAAGUUCCAGUUCGGUUCCGCUUCCUGGACACAUUCUACCUCAGCCCCCCCUUUGACUGAUGGCGCCUCUUUUUCUACUGCCUCUACUAAACGGGACCAAAACACAUCCUUGAGAAACCUUGCUUCUCUUCUUCCCACUCCACUACGGCAGCAAAGAGGUGGUAAAUUUCCAGGCAAUGUUGCUGGCAAUUUAGGGUGGGAAAUUUGGAAACUUUUCAUGGGAAUUGAGGCAAGUGCACUGUCUCAGAAAGAACUGGGAAUUACGGUAAUGCAUGCAGAGAUAACAGUGGAGUUUAUUCUGUGAUCACGGUGAUGACUCACCAGGGGGCAGUAUAAUUUGUACAUCCAGACUUAAAUGAAGAAAAUUGUCACGAGUCGUUGCAAAGCAGACAGCUCUCAUAGUAGGAAUGUGAGGGCAUUACUGAACAGUGAACCCAGGCGUAUUCGCGGUUCAGCCUUCACAGUUUUUAAAAUUAAAGAAAAAAUUACCUACCGUAUUUAUUUGCUCAUAUUCAUCGUUUUUGUGCUCAGGCCAAAGCCAUGCCUCAAAAAUAUACGUUGCUUUGGCGCCAUCUGCUGGCACCUUGGUGCCAAGCGUGUUGAACUGCAGGGAGGAGCUUCAUGCUAUUUUGUGGCAUAAAUUACUCGUUUUUUUAAUUUUCGAAAGGCAUGAUGUCCAUUUUCGUUGCAGGUUCAGUCCCAUGGAAAGUUUCCAACUUUGCAAAAUUUUGCAAGCCAACACACCACACAACCUUUGCUAUUUCCUCCUUGCAUCUCUGCUGCUGGUUCUCAGCAGAUGUGACCUCUCUACAGGACUGACUUACAGAUGCAUCGCCAUCCAUUGGAGUAGAGCUGGAAUCUUGAUCAACUUCAGCAAUUCGGUUCAAAGUAUCAAACACAUAAACAGUAUUAUAUAAACUAACCAGUGGAAUCGUUCAUGAUUUUACAUGUAUUAGAAUUUUGACGAUGAGAGUUUACAUACGGCAGCAUAGUGUGCUAGUGGUUAGCUUGUCUGCCUCACAAGGCUGAAUUUCUCGGUUAUCCAGGACACUAAAUUGUCCAUAUGUGUGAAUGUGUUUCUUUUUGAAUUUCAGUUUUGAAUUGAUUUACUGAAAUAAAUGAACUUUUCUAUAA